AGUCUGGAAGCCCGGCGGAGAUGGGGGCGGCGGCCGCGGAGGCCGACCGCACUCUGUUCGUGGGUAACCUGGAGACGAAGGUGACCGAGGAGCUCCUCUUCGAGCUCUUCCAUCAGGCUGGGCCAGUAAUAAAGGUGAAAAUUCCAAAAGAUAAAGAUGGCAAGUUGAAACAAUUUGCAUUUGUGAAUUUCAAACACGAAGUGUCUGUUCCUUACGCCAUGAAUCUUCUCAAUGGAAUCAAACUUUUUGGGAAGCCCAUCAAAAUUCAGUUUAGAUCAGGAAGUAGUCACGCCUCUCAGGAUGCCAGUGUGUCAUAUCCCCAGCAUCAUGUCGGAAAUUUAAGCCCUACCUCUACAUCUCCUAACAGCUAUGAAAGGACAGUGGGUAAUAUGACUCCAUCAGCACAGAUGGUCCAAAGGUCCUUCUCUUCUCCAGAAGAUUAUCAGCGGCAAGCAGUGAUGAACAAUGUUUUCAGACAGAUGUCAUAUGCUGGGAAAUUUGGUUCUCCACAUGCAGAUCAGUCGGGAUUUUCGCCAUCAGGUCAAUCACAUGGUCAUCCCUUUAACCAGUCUUCCAGCUCCCAGUGGCGCCAAGAUACAUUGUCACUACAGCGUAAAAGGCAGAAUUCUCACCCCUACCUGUCAGAUAGACACUAUAGUCGUGAGCAGCGCUACUCUGAUCAUGGGCCCGACUAUUAUUACAGAGGAGGCCGAGAGGAUUUCUACUAUGACGACAGGAAUCAUGAUGGCUGGAACCAUGACUAUGAUAGCAGAAGGGACAGUAGUAGAAGUGGGAAGUGGUCCUCAUCUCGACACUAGCAAGCAUUCCAAGGACAUUUUUUACAAGGCCAUUUUAGGCCCUUUUCAUUAAGUUGUUCUGGAAAUAUUUCUAAAACUGUAUAGAGUAGCCCCACAGUUUUCCACCUGUCUUUGAAAAAGAGACUACUUUAAGCCUAGCAUCAGUUUCCUACAGAAGGCAAGACUGAGCUCCACAUUUGUACCUCAGGGCUUCUGAAGAGGGAGGGUUCCACACAAAAGAAUGUCCCACCAUUCCAGUCACUUCAGUCUAGGGAAGAUGAACUGUAUAGAUUGAUUGUAUUAUAAAGCAAAUAUUUGAAUUAUCUCACCCUUUUGUGUUGCAAAGAUUUUCUUGGUAAUGAAAUCAUUUUGGUGUAUAUAGUAGGAAGCAUCCAAGUUGGUAGUCUGAAAUGACUAUCUGCAUUUUGUUAAUAAAUGAGAAAAUGGAACUCAGUAAUCCGUUUUAUUAACAGUUUAUUUAAAACAGUUUAUUGGUUUUGUUUGGGGAUAAAUCAUUUUCUAAUUCAGAAUUUUAAGUACAAAUUCUGUGGUAUGCUCUUGAAUUUUAUCACAAGUAUACAUUAUAAAUCUAUACUAGUUCAUUCUAAGAACUUUAAAAUCCUUUUAUUAAAUUAUAUUUGAUGUAUGACUAGUCACUCAGGAAGUUAAAUAUCUACAUGUAUAUUUUUACAUAAGAAGACAGUGUUGAUAAAUUCUUUUUAGAAGAACAGUAAUGUUGAUAGGUAAAAUGGCAAAAUGUUUCACUUCAAGGAUUAUAGUUUUGAAAUUUUGUUUAAUAAUACUUCCAUGUUUCAAGAUGCUUGUUCACUGUAAAAUCGUUUUUAAGAAUUCUGUGAAAAAUGUGGAUCCUCUUUAUACCACAGCAUUUAUACUAUGUUCCUUUUUAAUAUAUUAAAUACAUAAAAAGAGAAUGUGUCUUUAUUUUGGCAACACUGAUGUCAGAGGUAUCCAGUAAGUUAGUAGUGUACUUUCAAUCAUGGCAUUUCACACUUUGGUUGGUAAAGAUUGUCCAUCUUACUGUAUCUUCUGUAGAUUUGCCUUGAUGCAUGGCUAGACUUUAUCAACAUAGGUUAUGGUGUAUAGUGUUAUGAACAUUCCUUUAUCUGCUCUCUACAGUGAGAUGUUCUAAGUGUCCAGGCUCUGUGUCCCCACUUGGCAUAGUGUAGCCAGAUUAAUAAAACCCAGAGACAGAAACUGGGGUUCAACCUGAAGGUCAGAAAAGCAAAACAGCCAGGCACUGGCUUUUACCUCUACCUCAGUCUGAAAUGGUGAUCUUGCUUCCAGGAAUCUCAGAAUGAGACCGUGUCUGUGAACUGUCUCCUCUCGUUUUGUAUUCCUACAAAAAGUGUGCAUCACUGGAAUUAAAGGUAUAUACCACCUGGUUUCUAUGACAGGCUAGUGUGGCUAUUGGGAUUAAAGGUGUGUGUCA
Microtus ochrogaster (prairie vole) is the source of this 2247-nucleotide messenger RNA. It is a transcript of the gene Rbm7, whose product is annotated as RNA binding motif protein 7. Gene Ontology annotation, biological process: regulation of alternative mRNA splicing, via spliceosome. Gene Ontology annotation, molecular function: single-stranded RNA binding. Lineage: Eukaryota; Metazoa; Chordata; Mammalia; Rodentia; Cricetidae. The record is from RefSeq and is a predicted model, not a curated record. Gene Ontology annotation, cellular component: nucleus.